Exophiala aquamarina CBS 119918 is the source of this 1083-nucleotide messenger RNA. Its product is annotated as protein NMT1. Gene Ontology annotation, biological process: thiamine biosynthetic process. Bases 1 to 1083 code for a protein of 360 amino acids. The transcript is spliced from 4 exons. The record is from RefSeq and is a predicted model, not a curated record. Lineage: Eukaryota; Fungi; Ascomycota; Eurotiomycetes; Chaetothyriales; Herpotrichiellaceae.
AUGGCCAGCGACAAGAUUGUCUUCUUGACCAACUGGCACGCCACGCCCUACCAUGCACCGUUGUACCUUGCGCAAGCCAAAGGCUUCUUCAACGAUGAAGGUGUCAAAGUCGCUUUGCUUGAGCCGAAUGAUCCCAGCGAUGUGACUGAAAUCAUCGGCACUGGGAAAGCGGAUCUUGGAUUCAAAGCGAUGAUUCAUACUCUUGCGCUUUUACUGAGGGUGCCCUGGGACCCACAACAGGCCAAAGCCCGAAGCUUCCCUGUCAGUUCGAUUGGCAGCUUACUCGAUGAGCCAUUCACUGGGGUGGUGUACCUCAAGUCGUCUGGUAUCACAACAGAGUUUCGCACACUCAAGGGCAAACGCAUCGGCUAUGUGGGCGAAUUUGGCAAGAUCCAGAUCGACGAGCUUACCUCUCACUAUGGCAUGACUCCCUCCGACUACACGGCGGUGCGGUGCGGAAUGAACGUAUCCAAAGCCAUUAUCCGAGGCGAGAUCGACGCCGGAAUUGGACUCGAGAACGUUCAAAUGGUCGAGCUGGAAGAAUGGCUCGAGUCCCAAGGCCGCCCUAAAUCAGACGUGCAGAUGCUGCGGAUCGACGAGUUGGCCGAGCUGGGCUGCUGCUGCUUCUGUACGAUCCUGUACAUCGGCAACGACAACUUCAUCGCGCAGAACCCCGAGCGAGUGCGCGCGUUCAUGCGCGCGGUGAAACGCGCGACGGACUUCGUGCUCAACCAGCCCGAGGAGGCCUGGAAGGAAUUCAUCGACUUCAAGCCGGUCAUGAAUACGCCGCUGAACCGCAAGAUCUUCGAGCGCAGCUUCCCUUACUUGUCCAAGGACCUGAAGAAUGUCAAGCGAGACUGGACCAAGGUCACGCGAUAUGGAAAGAGAUUGGGGGUUCUGGACGCCGACUUUGUGCCAAACUAUACCAACGCGUUCCUCCAGUGGGCUCUGGACGAGGAGUCGUCGGACCCCGGUGGUGACCAGAAGAGGAUGGCGGACCUCCAGUGCGAUGUCAGGGCCAGAGGUGGACUUCAGCGACUCAAUGCCGUGAAUGGCGCCGUCGAAACUGCCGUUGGAGCUUGA